GGAAAUAAUUUGUUCUCGUCUCUUAUCAUAAGAUCGAGUAAAGAGCCCAAGGCCCAAAAGCCCUUAACAAUUACUGUCUUAUUUACUGGCCAAUAUAAACAAAGAAAAGCCUAGCUAGGGUUUCAUCCAUCGCCAAUCGCAGCAGCAAAAAAACGAAAGAACUGCAGAUAUGGUGAAAUUCCUAAAGCCAAACAAAGCCGUAGUGCUUCUCCAAGGGCGCCACGCAGGUAGGAAAGCAGUAAUCGUUCGAGCAUUCGACGAUGGUACACGUGACAGGCCAUACGGACAUUGUUUGGUCGCCGGCGUAGCAAAGUACCCAAAGAAAGUGAUUCGUAAAGACUCUGCUAAAAAGCAAGCGAAGAAAUCACGGGUCAAGACUUUUAUCAAGCUUGUUAAUUACACACAUAUAAUGCCUACACGUUACACAUUGGAUGUUGAUUUGAAGGAAACUGUUACUGUUGAUUGUCUUCAGACACGUGAUAAGAAGGUUACUGCUGCUAAGGAAGCGAAAGCGAAGUUUGAAGAGAGGUUUAAGACUGGGAAAAAUCGUUGGUUUUUUACUAAGCUUAGAUUUUGAGUGGUUUGCUGUUUUUAUUGGUAAUUUUCUAUUCAGGAUAUUAAGGAUUUUUGUCUGUGUUUGUUUUGUUCAAUUGGACUUGAAAUGAAAGAUCUAGUUUUAUCUUUUA
Molecule: messenger RNA, 686 nt
Organism: Capsicum annuum
Lineage: Eukaryota; Viridiplantae; Streptophyta; Magnoliopsida; Solanales; Solanaceae
Product: 60S ribosomal protein L27-3
Exons: 1
Coding region: 170-577 (135 amino acids)
Biological process (GO): translation
Cellular component (GO): cytosolic large ribosomal subunit; ribosome
Molecular function (GO): structural constituent of ribosome
Source: RefSeq, a predicted model, not a curated record